AUGUCGACAGUCGUGCCUGCCGAGCACCCCGUCGCCUGCGAAGGCUGCAAGGCCUUCCCGAUCGUCGGUGUGCGUUACCAGUCGACCAAGGUGCCUAGCGUCGACCUCUGCAGGUUUUGCGUGUUGAAACCCGACUGGCCUCGUACGCACGGCCCGUUUGCCAUGCACAACGCACCACCAACGCACUCGGCACGGUGCGGCGGAUGCAACGUCUCGCCCAUCGUUGGACCGCUCGCGACGUCGACCAAGGACCCGGAGUUUCACAUGUGCCAUUUGUGCGCUCGCAGCGGCAAGUUCAACCGAGCACACGGUCCCUUUAACGUGUUGCACGGCACCGCCACGCACCACGGCACGACCUGUUUUGGGUGUCACGUGAGUCCGAUCGUCGGCCCGCGCGUCAUGUCGGAAACGAAGCCGACUGUUAAUCUUUGCGGGUCCUGCGCCGUCUCGGGGCGACACAAUUCGUCCCUCGGGCCCUUUCGCAUUCGCAUUGAGCCACCGUAUGUACACCCGGGCGUGGCGUGUCAAGGCUGCAAGGCGCCGUCGAUCGUGGGGCCGCGGUACCAGUCAACCAAGGACCCGACGACGGAUUUCUGCGCCCGCUGCCACGCCCAGCGCACCGACGUCUACGGUCCGUUUUUCGUGUGGCAGAUGCCGGCCGUGCACGAAGGCGUGAGCUGCUCCGAGUGCAACGUACUGGCGAUCGCAGGCACGCGCUACAAGUCGACACAAGACAACCUGUGUCCGAUGUGCUACAGCAGCGGCAAAGGGUCUGGCGAUUUCACACAGAUCGAAACGGCUGCCGUGCACGACAACGUUAGCUGCAGUGACUGCAGAACGAUGCCGAUCCGCGGGAUUCGGUACCGGUCGCUCUCGACCCGCAACUACAACUUGUGCCGGACGUGCGUCGAGAUCGACUCGUCGCGUGGACCGUUCCAGCUGCACUUGACGCCCAAGACGCGGACGACACGCAUGACGCCUUUGGGCACCGGCAUGCAUUUCCUGCUGGGCUUGGCCAUGGAUACGUACCGCGUGCACCACAUGGCCGAAGCACUUUUGGGCGAAAAUGGACUUUUCGGCGACGACGGACUCGACGAGUUUCAAGUUGAUGUCGGCGAUCCGAUGGAUCCGCUGUGGUCGAGUGACGGCGUGGAAGACGUGCACGGCACGACCAACCUGUACGAUGCCAUUGGCGAGCACUCGGGCACGCUCAGCAACCCGCACACCGUGGACGGAGCCGAUUGCGAUGGCAGCUUCGGCGAGAUUGUAGGCACCAUUCUGGAGACCGUUGGUGGCAUGGCCAGCUCGGUUUUUGGCGCUUUUUUUGGCUAG
Molecule: messenger RNA, 1332 nt
Organism: Saprolegnia parasitica CBS 223.65
Lineage: Eukaryota; Oomycota; Saprolegniomycetes; Saprolegniales; Saprolegniaceae
Exons: 2
Coding region: 1-1332 (443 amino acids)
Molecular function (GO): zinc ion binding
Source: RefSeq, a predicted model, not a curated record